Molecule: messenger RNA, 2326 nt
Organism: Manduca sexta (tobacco hornworm)
Lineage: Eukaryota; Metazoa; Arthropoda; Insecta; Lepidoptera; Sphingidae
Gene: Snmp1
Product: sensory neuron membrane protein 1-like
Exons: 10
Coding region: 49-1674 (541 amino acids)
Cellular component (GO): membrane; cytoplasm
Molecular function (GO): scavenger receptor activity
Source: RefSeq, a predicted model, not a curated record
CGGCAAGUUCACUUCCAAGGGAAUAAAGUAUAUGUUAUUGAAUAUUGAAUGUCGCACGCGGUUUUGUUCCGAACGGCAUUAGCUGGGAAGAAGUUAUUAAACAUGCGGCUGGCAAGGGGAAUUAAGUAUGCAGUCAUCGGAGCAGGAGUGGCGCUGUUCGGAGUUCUCUUCGGUUGGGUCAUGUUCCCUGCUAUACUCAAGAGUCAACUUAAGAAGGAAAUGGCGUUGUCUAAGAAGACCGAUGUCAGAAAAAUGUGGGAGAAGAUUCCAUUUGCUCUGGACUUCAAAAUUUACCUGUUUAACUAUACCAAUCCUGAGGAGGUGCAGAAGGGAGCAGCACCGAUAGUUAAGGAAGUUGGACCUUAUUACUUCGAAGAAUGGAAAGAAAAGGUGGAGAUCGAAGACCACGAGGAAGACGACACAAUAACCUACCGCAAAAUGGACACAUUCUACUUCAGACCGGAGCUGUCAGGUCCUGGACUCACAGGAGAGGAGACUAUUAUCAUGCCCCAUGUCUUCAUGAUGAGUAUGGCCAUAACGGUAUACAGGGAUAAACCAUCAAUGAUGAACAUGUUAGGGAAGGCGAUAAAUGGCAUUUUCGAUAAUCCAUCUGACGUAUUCAUGCGUGUCAACGCGAUGGACAUCUUGUUCAGAGGGGUCAUUAUAAACUGUGAUAGAACAGAAUUUGCCCCUAAAGCAGCUUGCACGGCUAUCAAGAAGGAAGGAGCUAAAAGUCUUAUUAUUGAGCCCAAUAAUCAAUUCAGAUUUUCUCUGUUUGGUUUGAAAAACCACACCGUCGACUCUCGUGUAGUGACAGUGAAGCGUGGCAUCAAGAAUGUGAUGGACGUAGGCCAGGUAGUGGCAAUGGACGGAGCACCACAACUGGAAAUCUGGAAGGACCAUUGCAAUGAGUACCAGGGUACUGAUGGCACUAUAUUCCCGCCUUUCUUAACGCAAAAGGAUCGCCUGCAGUCGUAUUCAGCUGAUUUGUGCCGGUCCUUCAAGCCAUGGUUCCAAAAAACUACUUACUACAGAGGUAUCAAAACGAAUCAUUAUAUUGCAAACAUGGGGGAUUUCGCCAAUGACCCAGAGCUCAACUGUUUUUGUGAGACCCCAGAAAAAUGCCCUCCAAAGGGUUUAAUGGAUCUGACAAAAUGUGUAAAAGCUCCCAUGUAUGCCUCUAUGCCACACUUCUUGGAUGCCGAUCCUCAAAUGCUAGAGAAUGUUAAAGGUCUGAAUCCUGAUAUGAACGAGCAUGGAAUACAAAUUGAUUUUGAACCAAUCAGUGGCACACCAAUGAUGGCGAAACAAAGAGUCCAAUUCAACAUGGAACUGCUACGAGUAGAAAAAAUAGAAAUAAUGAAGGAGCUGCCUGGUUACAUAGUUCCGUUGCUCUGGAUCGAAGAGGGUCUAGCUUUAAACAAGACGUUCGUGAAGAUGCUGAAGAACCAACUAUUCAUACCGAAGCGUAUCGUGUCUGUCAUACGCUGGUGGUUGCUCUCGUUUGGCAUGCUCGCUGCUUUAGGCGGAGUCAUUUUCCACUUCAAAGACGACAUAAUGCGUAUCGCUAUAAAAGGAGAUUCUUCAGUAACAAAAGUAAAUCCCGAAGAUGGGGAGCAGAAAGACGUAAGUGUGAUCGGGCAGAGUCAUGAGCCUCCAAAAAUCAACAUGUAAUCAAGUAUACGACGGCUUCUUAACCUAUAUGUGGCCUGGAGUCGUCAAUACAGGAUCUCGUACCGCGGUGUCUGGGCUCAAACUGUGAGCCUCGCGAGGACUUAUGGGCGACGAAGAUAAGCCAGAUUCACUGUUUAGUAUUUAGUAUUAACACUGUUUAGUGUAUUGGAACAUUAUUCUGGCGAGAAGUUGUCGUUAUAUAGUAUUUUUCACCGGUAAUUAAUUAGUUAGUGUUUUAGUUUAGUGCUUAAGUGUUUCUACUGCUGUAAUACAAUGAGCAAUUUAUAGUUUUUUUUUAUUCGGGCGCAGCAAAGUGUCCCCACUGUAACUAAUGGUAAGUGGAGUGGGGUCCAAUAGCAUGUCGACUAACGAGAGAUGAUUACUCGACAGUCGAAACUAUUGCGUAAUUACACAGGCUAUUCCCGAAACGACACACUUGUGUUUUAUUAAUAAGUUCUAUUUUUAUUUAAUUAUUAAAUAAGUUAAUUAGUCUAGUCGAAGUAUGUUAAUUUAGGGAAUAUUUGUUUUUAAUCUGUUCUUUAUCUGCAUUUAUUUUAAUGUAUUAUUUAAACAUAGUAUAAUGAGCCUAGUCACUGUAAAUAGAUUAUGUUAGACUUUAUUUUAAGCUUCUUGCAAUAAAUUAGUAAUCACG